UAUUUCAUCCAUAAGUUCAUCCGACCUUGAAUAAGAUACGCCCACUUACUAUCCGGUAGCUUGUCUGUUCGAUCGCUUCCGAUUGCCUUGGACCCUAUACGUGCGAGUUUCAAAUUGCGGGCCGCAGCCAGCUAAACUCGUCUGUCCGAACAGUUGAACCAUAACCCUAAAUCGUCAUCAAUAACCUAAACGUGACAGGAAACCUAGGAUCAGAUGCCAAGCCUGCCUCAGUAUAUAUCAUGAUGCAAAGGUGAACAACUUGUUUAUUUUAGCUUCACCCGGUAAACUGCAUGCUGUGUGUGCGAAAGAGGAAAGUGUGAAAAGUGCUUUCACUGAGUUCGACAGAAGCUGUUCGCGAGGGAGUUGGGGAAGCACGGCACUCUGUCGUUACACUGACACAAUAAUUUAGGGCAACUGAGUGGAAGGAAGCGAGUAUGGCAGGUAAAGCUGACAACAAGGUCAUUGUUCUGAUCACCGGCUGCUCCGCCGGCAUCGGUCUAGCCACCGCGGUGCUCCUCGCUAAAGACCCGGAGCGACGGUUCCGAGUUUACGCCACAAUGCGGGACCCGACCGCGGAGAGACGGGGGCCGCUGGAGGCUGCGGCCGGCGGGGAAAGUGGCGGGAUUCUCGGUGAGACUCUGUUCGUUCGUGAACUCGAUGUCGGCCAGGCCGGGGACCAGCAGGGCGUGGUGGAUGAGAUCGUGGAGAAAGAAGGCCGCAUUGAUGUUCUGGUGAAUAAUGCUGGUCUGAUUAUAUGGGAAACCGUGGACUCACUACCGUCUCUGGACAAAGCCCAGGCCCUGUUCGAUGUCAAUUUCUGGGGGACAGUGAGAAUGAUUCGAGCCGUCCUUCCCUCUAUGAAGACCAGGAAGGCAGGACGGAUCGUCAACAUGUCAAGCGUCUUCGGCCUCGAAAGUCAACCGUUCCAGUCAUUCUACGCAGCCAGUAAAUUUGCUGUCGAGGGAAUCACCGAAUCGUUGGCGCCUGUUCUCAGACUCUACAACAUCUGGGCUGUCCUUAUCGAACCGGGAUUGGUAAAAUCCAACAUGACCAAAUCCGUGGACGACCCGUUACAAUUCGUCACCACCACGCCCAAAGAAGCGGGCUUUGAUGACAUCACGACCGCUGCCUUCCUCUUCCGGUUCUCAUCGCCCGAAGCCCAGCAGUUGAUUGGCUCGAUACAGACACCAGACGAAGUGGCGGUGGUCGUGCGGGAGGCCAUAGUCUGCGAGGAGCCGCACCUGCGGUACCAGACCAGCGAGUUCUCCAAGGCGUUGGCCGCAAUGCGACAAGUUGACGCCCUCGGCGAUAGGCACUUUUACUCACUUACCAAAACAGACUGAGCUAAUUUAGUUGGAAUGCAACGAAAUACUGCUGUAUUUUCGAGGAUAAGAAACCCUUUAAAAAUUAAAAGUAGUCACAAGUUGUAGGUUACAUUGUAAUCAACAAGCGAUGAAUUGGCGAUCAGAAUUCACAAUUUUGUUUUUAUGCUUAUCGAUAUAAUAUGGCACCUGUUCAGACCAUGUAUCGUCAUAUUGCAUCUGUAAUACAUAUGUUUUGAAAUAUUAGUUGCUUUUCAUAUUUGUGUACAAAAAACUUCUGUCGAGGAAUUUAAAAUUCGGUCUCCUUAAAGGUUUGCCGGUACGUUUACAUGGAACAAACGGUAAGUGUGAAGCCGUACGAUUUAUAUCAAACGAAAAUGAAAGAGUAAAGGUUGACUCCCUGAUAGCUGAAGAUAAGAAAAACGAUCAUUUCAAAUUAUUUUAUUUCAGUUCUAACACCAAUCAAUGUGCGCGCGGCACAGAAGAGGCUUUGGGUGCAGCAGUUGGGGGUCGGGCAGACGGAAACGAGUACAAAGAAAUGAGUUCUUAUUUCGAAACUAGAAUUGUUUACAUCUUAUUUUUGAUAUUGGUUUUUGAUAAGAGUGUCACAAAAGUCAUACUAAGUUUAUUCUGUGGGGAUGAAAAAGGUAAAAGGAUAUCCAAAAUAUUAGGACGCAGAUCUGUAAAAAGGCCCAGAGCUAGAAUUGCCCCCGCCCGCCAAUCACGAUAUUGUAUGGCCUCAAAUUCUCAGGCAUUACAGCAUUUGGCAGUGAACUUGAGGAUUUGUAACAACUUAUGAGGAUGAAAGCCGUACAGAGGACUGCGAGCUCCUAUUUCUGUGAAAUUGGAUGAAAUUAGGCCCUAAAAUGACUCUAUUUUGUGAUGAAGCGUAGGCGUUCAUCAUAGUUUUCGAAAUGUCGAUGGGCUUCAGGACUGGUUUAAUUAGGGGUGAUCAUCUUUGGAUGAAAUUUUCUCCCCAAAAUCAUUAACUCCAAAAUAAUGGACAGUAAAUAAAAGACGAUGAAAUAAGCUUUAA
Patiria miniata (bat star) is the source of this 2358-nucleotide messenger RNA. Its product is annotated as retinol dehydrogenase 8-like. Bases 435 to 1343 code for a protein of 302 amino acids. NCBI's taxonomy places the organism in Eukaryota, Metazoa, Echinodermata, Asteroidea, Valvatida, Asterinidae. The transcript has 4 exons. Gene Ontology annotation, molecular function: oxidoreductase activity. The record is from RefSeq and is a predicted model, not a curated record.